Molecule: messenger RNA, 2647 nt
Organism: Penaeus vannamei (Pacific white shrimp)
Lineage: Eukaryota; Metazoa; Arthropoda; Malacostraca; Decapoda; Penaeidae
Source: RefSeq, a predicted model, not a curated record
CUCUCUCUCUCUCUCUCCAAGGCUGAACCGCUCCUGACGGAAGAGAAGGCGAUGGCGAAGGAGCCGAAGGAGGCGGCGGCAGGAGCAGGAGCAGCCUGUGGGGGCGGGGCGUGAAGGCGGAGCAGGUUCAUGACGUCACCAUUUACGCAGACGGGCUUCGUUUCCUCCUGCGUCGGCGGCGUCAGGAAGAUGCUGAGGAACGUCACCCUCGAGCCCAUGCUUUUCCUCAAGAUGGUCGCGGAGGGCAACUACGGGGUGGUCGCCGACACGCUGGAGAUCGACCGAGUCUGCCGCGUCAAUCUCAAUUUCAGUCGAGAAGAUUGCCAGCGGAUGGACGACGGCAACCACACGGACGUGCAGGUGGACGUGCAGCGGUUCCAGAACGUGUUCAACUACAACCAGAACCUGCUGGACAGCCUGCUUCCGCUGGCGGUGGUUCUCUUCAUGGGUUCCCUCAGCGACCAGUACGGGAGGAAGCCGCCCAUGCUGGCCGUGCUGGCCGGCUUCGUGGCCUGCUCCCUCAUCUACCUCCUGACGGCCAUCAACACGUCGUGGCCCGUGGAGGUGCUGUACGUGGCCACCUUCGCCGUGGACGCCACGGGCUCGUGGGUGGUGUUCAACAUGGCCGUCUACAGCUACGUGGCCGACAUCACGACGCCGGAGAACCGCACGAAGCGGCUGGGGGUGCUGGACGCCAUCUGGUACCUGGGGGGGCCCCUCGGCCGGCUCAUGGGCGGCUGGCUCUUCCCCGUCGCCGGCUACGGCGUCGUCUUCGCCGUCUCGGCCGCCAUCUGGGUAGUCUGCUUCUUCUACGUGCUGCUCCUCGUGCGCGAGAGCGUGCCCUCCGCGCAGGAGUCGGCACCGCAGGAGGUCCGCGACGCGCGCUGCGGCGCCUUUCGCCACGUCGUGUCGCUGUUGCGCACGGCGUUCCAGCGGCGUCCGGGGCGCGGCCGGCAGCUCCUACUGGGGGUCCUGGCUAUUAAGCUGCUGGUGUUCUUCACCCAGGGCCACCAGAUGUACCUGUGGGCGCGGCGCGUGCUGCGCUGGGGCGUGCCCGAGUUCUCGACGUGGACGAGCGUGGAGUCCCUGGCGCACCAGGCCGGCAUGGUGCUCCUGGUGACCUUGGCCGCGCGGCUGCGCCUCCACGACGCGCUGGUGGCGGCGGUGGGCCUCGUGUCCAUCGGGCUGUGGUCGGGCGCGCUGGCCUUCGUGCUCGGGCCGGCGCAGUGGUGGCUGACGGUGGUGGCGUCGCUGCUGGGGUCGUUUGAGGCUGCCAUCGAGCCGGCGCUGCGCACCCUCCUCACGGUGCUGGCGGCCAAGGGCGAGGCCGGCCGCGUGCUGGCGCUCAACGGCCUGUUGGAGGCGGCCUGGCUCACCGUCGACCGCUCGAUCUUCACGCUGCUCUACAACGCCUUCGUCGAAAGCUUCCCGCAGAUCAACUUCGUGGUCCAAGGCGGCGUCUCAGCUGUCCUGGUCGUGGCAGUCCUCGUCCUCUGGCAUCGCUUUCGGAAGCAGACACCCAACGAUACCCAGGUCGAAGACCCAACUGAGAGCAACCCCUAUUCGGCCCCCCACUCGGCACCCUCCCCUCCCCCCUCCAACGCCCACGAACACGCCCAUCACAUGUGAAAUGUGAGGGAUGGUGGGCGGAAUGAAACGUCACGGUGCUGCUUUUGUCCGUCUUUUUGUCAAUGUCUAAUCACAGAAGUACGAGGAAUGAAACCGAAACACGUUAAAGAAGCUUCGAAACUCCUUGUAAAUGAAGCUUCGAAACGCUCCUUAUGAAUGAAACUUCAAAAAUGUUUUCAUAAUAUGAAUGUAAAAAAAAAAAAAAUAAUAAUAUCUUCACAAUACAAGAGAUGAAUUUAAACUCGUCUCUUGUACUGUGAAGAAAUUCAUUCUCAUUUAUACAAUUGCCGCAGCCAAUACAUUUAAUAAUGUAGAUGUUCAAAGUGAGAUUCCAAACCUUUGACCAAAGUUUGACUGUGACUAUGCGUAUGUAAGUAAAUUGAUGCAUAAUUUUACAUGAACGUAAUUGCAGGAAUUUGUUUACAUGGUUUGCGAGUAUGAAUGCCCUCUUUCAUUCGAAUAUGUAAUCUCACACACCAUUUUGUGAUAACGUCAAUCAUAGCGUAUUACCUUCUCUCUCUGCUUUGUCGAAAUCAAACCUUUUUCCACAAACGUACAAAGAGCACAGAUAAAAGAUAAAACAUAUGAAUGAUCAUUUGAUAACGGACCAAGGUUUCACCUGUGUGUUUCCAAGAUUGCACGGGGUCUGAAGACUUUUCCUGGCUUUAAAAGGGACCAGUAAGUAAUGCCUCUUCCCUUGUAAAGUCAUCAGAGGUUGUUAGAAGAUGCCUCAAGCGUGAGAUUUCCAAGAUAUUUUAAGAGUAAUUUUAGGAUUAUUGUUGCCUUGUGCUUUCUUGCACGAAUCUUUAGUUUUAUGUGAGUUUCAAUUCAUUUUGUUUUUUAAGUAUUAUGAAAUAGAUACAAGCAAAUAUAUAUAACUAUAUACACACAUAUAUGUAUAUAUGUGUGUAUUUACACAGACAAAUGCAUACACGCAUGCAUAUCUGCAUAAAUACACACAAGAAAAUAAUGAAAGACUAUGUAAUUUGUAAUACGAAAUAAAUUUUGAUGAUAUAUA